Molecule: messenger RNA, 961 nt
Organism: Vicia villosa (hairy vetch)
Lineage: Eukaryota; Viridiplantae; Streptophyta; Magnoliopsida; Fabales; Fabaceae
Product: disease resistance protein RPV1-like
Exons: 2
Coding region: 55-795 (246 amino acids)
Biological process (GO): signal transduction
Source: RefSeq, a predicted model, not a curated record
AUUGAGUUUCACAUAGUGCUCAAACUCACACGAAGCUAACUAUAGCCAAUAAACAUGGCAUGGUCAACCUCUUCCAAUACACCUCAACAAAAGCAUGAAGUGUUCCUUAGCUUUAGAGGCGAGGACACACGCUACACCUUCACUAGCCACCUUCAUGCUACUCUAACCAGACUUGAGGUUGGAACAUAUAUAGACUACAAUCUCCAACGGGGAGAUGAGAUAUCGUCGGCGCUUCUUAAGGCCAUUGAAGAGGCUAAGCUUUCCGUAGUUGUUUUUUCUAAAAACUACGGAAACUCUAAGUGGUGUUUGGACGAACUUGUGAAAAUACUUGAAUGUAAGAAGAAGAAUGGACAAAUUGUUUUGCCAAUUUUUUAUGAUAUAGAAGCUUCUCAUGUACGCAACCAAACCGGAAGUUACGCGGAGGCUUUCGCUAACCAUGAGAGAAGAUUUCAAGGGGACAUGGGAAAGGUGCUAAAGUGGAGGGAGGCUUUGAGAGAAGCAGCAAAUCUCUCUGGUUGGGAUUGUUCCGUCAACAGGAUGGAAUCUGAACUUCUUGAGAAAAUUGCAAAGGAUGUAAUCGAAAAACUAAAUAGAGUAUAUGUUGGUGAUCUAGAUUAUCAGAUUGGGAAGUUGGAACAACUUGCAACGCUGCAAUAUCAAUUCUAUCAGAGCAUUAUAACUCUUGAUAAUCUGAACAAGUAUAAUGCAACUGUUAAACGUGUUACCGAACUUAAAAUGGAGAGAAGUCUUCGUUUGCUUCGCAUGUCACCUGAGAUGCUUUCACAUUUGGGAUAGUAUGAGAGUAAUGAUGAUUUUCCAUUUUAAUGUAUGAGUUUUAUGAGAAAUUUAAGUGCUGUGGUUAAUUUUAGGAAUUUAAAAUUUUCUGAAUUAUUGUUAUUCUACUAUAUUCCUCAUGUCAAAUGUUUUCUUGAAUUAUGAGAAAAUUAUUAUUAUUAUUAUU